UCAUUCGUUGUUGUUUCCAGGAACACAUCAGGAUGCCUGAACCCGCCAAGUCUGCGCCCAAGAAGGGCUCCAAGAAAGCCGUGACCAAGACCGCCGGCAAAGGAGGCAAGAAGAAGAAGAGAAAGACCAGGAAGGAGAGCUACGCCAUCUAUGUGUACAAGGUGCUGAAGCAGGUGCACCCCGACACCGGCAUCUCCUCCAAGGCCAUGAGCAUCAUGAACUCGUUCGUCAACGACAUCUUCGAGCGCAUCGCCUCCGAGGCUUCCCGCCUGGCUCACUACAACAAGCGCUCCACCAUCACCUCCAGGGAGAUCCAGACCGCUGUGCGCCUCCUGCUGCCCGGUGAGCUGGCCAAGCACGCAGUGAACCGGGCCUUCCUUGCAAUGUCGGAGUUCUUCUUGGUCUUGUUGGUCAGUCUGUUCAACGAGUGGGACACUUCUAUGAAGUCACAGUCCAGCUUUAUUGUCUUCGACAAGAGGAACAAGGCCACCUGUUUCUUCAUGGUCACGUCGGCUGGGCUGCAGCGCUUCUACCGACAUCCCUGUAGAGACUCGGAGACCAAAGUGUCCCGCAGUCCAUAA
Molecule: messenger RNA, 581 nt
Organism: Cyprinodon variegatus (sheepshead minnow)
Lineage: Eukaryota; Metazoa; Chordata; Actinopteri; Cyprinodontiformes; Cyprinodontidae
Product: histone H2B 1/2-like
Exons: 4
Coding region: 33-581 (182 amino acids)
Cellular component (GO): nucleosome
Molecular function (GO): structural constituent of chromatin; DNA binding; protein heterodimerization activity
Source: RefSeq, a predicted model, not a curated record